Messenger RNA from Macadamia integrifolia, 1031 nucleotides. RefSeq lists its product as uncharacterized. The coding region runs from base 62 to 811 and encodes 249 amino acids. The record is from RefSeq and is a predicted model, not a curated record. NCBI's taxonomy places the organism in Eukaryota, Viridiplantae, Streptophyta, Magnoliopsida, Proteales, Proteaceae. The transcript is spliced from 5 exons. Gene Ontology annotation, cellular component: trans-Golgi network; endosome.
AUCUCGACCCAACAAACGGACCCGAGGACCAAGAGACAGCAGAGAAUAGAAUGUUGUUUUGAUGGCAAAUCCACUCCACACCCAAACCCCCUCUCUCUCUUCUUUUAUCUUCUUCUUGAAGAGGCCCCAUGCUUUCCCUUUUCUCCUCUCAAUCUUUGUUCUUCUCACUUGGGUCUUUCUCAGAUUGCAACACCUCCACCAAUUUCCCUCUCCUCAGCAAACCCAAUCUAGAGAGGAACAGAAAUGGAGGAGAGAAGACGAUAAACAGGCUAACCUAGUCCGGUUUCGCAGUGGUUUCCCUUCACAAAUCUCUAAGGAUAAGAGGGGAUGGUUGCUCGAUCCUGUCGCUGCGGCCAUUGAAGCUGGGAUUUCAGAGGGAGCGAUAUCUUGUAAUUCAGUGCAUGUGGGUGAAAUUCGACCUGGUGGUAUGAGGGGAAAUCACAGACAUCAUACUUGCAAUGAGACAUUAGUCAUAUGGGGUGCUGAAACAAAAUUUAGGCUGGAGAACAAUCACAUAUUGGGUAAGGGUUUUGCUGAGGUUACAAUUGGAGCAGAAGAGGUGGCAGUAGCUGGUAGUCCGAGUGGAAUUGCCCAUGCUAUUGUGAAUGUGGAUCUGUCAAGAACAACUUUCAUUCUGGGUUGUCAAGACAAUGUGAUCCUCUUCCUCUAUCAUUAUCUAGCUGUGAUCUACUGCAGCCAACAGAACCAGAUUUCACAACCAAAAUCCAUUUCUGAGCCUAUUGUAAGCUUGUCGCAACAACAUCUAUGGGUGGUAUUCCGUGAAAUUUCAUCUAUAGUUGGUACCCACUAGGAACCCUACUCUCCUGGAAUUUCAGCUUCAUCCAAGCUCUGGUUUUGAGAGCUACAGAUUUUUGUCCUAACUGAGCCCUAGACUGUUGUUCUUUCCAUUUUGAGUUCUAUUUGAUCAAAGGAAGAAAAGGAUACUGGUUUUUCUUAUUUGCAUGUAACAAUGUAAGUCUGAAAUUAAUUUCCAUACCUUACUUUAUGAGUUUUGUUCUAUUCUGUCCCUA